Momordica charantia (bitter melon) is the source of this 741-nucleotide messenger RNA. Its product is annotated as Cytochrome c oxidase biogenesis protein Cmc1-like protein. Lineage: Eukaryota; Viridiplantae; Streptophyta; Magnoliopsida; Cucurbitales; Cucurbitaceae. The record is from RefSeq and is a predicted model, not a curated record. Gene Ontology annotation, cellular component: mitochondrion.
UAUAGAACAGAUAUUUUUGAAACUGGAAGCCUAAGCUUACAGCGAAAAUCAUAUCAAACAAGAAGCUUUUCAGGUCGCUAGGGCUUUUAGAAGUGAAUAUGCAUCCUCCUCUAACUUUGCAUAAGCACCCGAUGUGUGCCGAAAUUAUCGAGCAGUUUCAGAAGUGUCAUGUAGACCAUCCUGUUGCAAAAUUCUUUGGUGAAUGCACAGAUCUGAAAAUAAAGCUUGAUCGGUGUUUCAGGCAGGAAAAAGCCCUGAAGCGAAAGGCAAACUUUGAGCAGAGCAAGAAAAUGAAGGAAAGACUACAAGCUUUAAGAAAGGAAAACUCUUUAUGAAGUAGCUAGGAGAUGGCUUUCAUGAAGAAUUUUUCAAGAGAAAACCCAUUAACUAAUCAGACAACCGAGAUCGGGAAGACAUGGCGAUAAAGAAAUUUGUAGCCAGUUUCAAUGGUUGGAGACUUAGAAUGACUCCAGAGAGCGGAAGAGGAAGAAACUAUAGGACGAACACCAAAUUUGUAGAUUGUGAAGAUUACUGCAUUUUGGGUUGGGAAGUUCUAGAUAUUCUUUGUAUGCUUGAAAAUUGGCCAUGAUCAUUGUUUAGUUGAAAAUUGUCUGAUUUAUUGUUACAAUCAUGACGAGGACUCUUAUACUCUUUCUCAAGAACCUUCUGAAAAUAAAAUGUAUUCGGAUGAGAUAUUGGAGUGUGUUAUUUGAGAAUAAAAUGUGUUAUUUGAGAAUAAAA